AUGCGAAGCCUCUCGAGGCGUCCUUUGCUGCACGACUUCUCGCCGAAUCUCGUCUGCCGCAAUUGCAAGCUUCAGCGUCGCCAAUUUGCGUCUGCUCGACCCCCGGCUUCAGGGUUGGCCGCGCUGUCCUCGAGGCAGCUGCUCUCUGUGACUGGUCCUGACGCCGCCAAGUUUCUGCAGGGAAUCAUCACCGCGAAUGUCGUCUCUAGCAAGGGCGAGCCACGAACCGAUGCCUUCUAUACGGGCUUCCUGAAUGCGACGGGAAGAGUGCUCCACGAUGUCUUCAUUUACCCAGUCCGGGGUGCUGCUGGUGACUCAGCGCAAGAGGGGGACAGCUUCUUGGUAGAGGUGGAUGCGGCGCAGAUUAACGCGCUGACAAAAUAUAUCAAGCGGUACAAACUCAGGGCCAAAGUAGCCUUUCGAGCAAUAGACUCGGGUGAAAUAUCUGUGUGGCAUGCGUGGAACGACACUCCCGGGUCGCAACUCAACAUCGCACCGAACGAAUCUAGAAUUGUCUUUGAGGACCCUCGAGCACCCGGUUUGGGCUACAGAAUCAUCCAGCUUGCGGGCCCAAAGGCGCCGGAGCUAGACGUCGACCAGACCACCGAAGAUGCCUACACAAUCCGCCGAUAUCUACAUGGCGUGGCAGAGGGUCAGGACGAGAUUCUACGUGAACAGGCUUUGCCUCUGGAGAGUAACAUGGAGUACAUGAACGGCGUCGACUUCCACAAAGGCUGCUAUGUAGGUCAAGAGUUGACUAUCCGCACCAAGCACCGUGGUGUGGUCCGUAAGCGCAUCCUGCCCUGCGUCAUCUACGACAAAGCCAAGGCGGCUCCGCCGAGCCUUGUCUACGAGCCCGAGAGUGGCUCUCCCGAGACGCUGACGGCAGACAUGAUUCCCGCUGAGACCAGCAUCGGGCGGUCCGGCAAGCGAGGCCGCAGCGCCGGCAAGUGGCUUCGCGGGGUGGGCAACAUCGGCCUGGGGCUGUGCCGCCUCGAGAUCAUGACGGAUGUGGUGCUGCCGGGGGAGCAGGCUGCGGCGACAUUCAGAGACGGCGACGAGUUUGAGCUGGAAUGGGGCGAGGAGGAUAACAAGAGCGGCGUCAAAGUCAAGGCAUUUGUUCCGGAGUGGCUGAGACAGAGCCUAGACGGACAACAUCGAUGAGGAGGCAUACAAGUAGAUUUGGCGUUGAUGAGUGUCUGUAUUACUACUACCAUGAUGCUGCAUGUUUCAUAUGUGUACAAAGAAAGUACGAAUCAUGUACAAUAUUUAGACGGAAAACAAUACCCCCCUGCUCAACUGAGUAAAGGCUACAUACCGGUAUG
Molecule: messenger RNA, 1325 nt
Organism: Trichoderma virens Gv29-8
Lineage: Eukaryota; Fungi; Ascomycota; Sordariomycetes; Hypocreales; Hypocreaceae
Exons: 1
Coding region: 1-1164 (387 amino acids)
Cellular component (GO): mitochondrial matrix
Molecular function (GO): protein binding
Source: RefSeq, a predicted model, not a curated record